UCCGAAGAAGAAGAAGAUUCUUAUUCGGAUGGCGGCUGGUGUUGCCAGAUUGGGGAAGUUUCCACCCAAUUGGGUUUCUUUUGAACAAGUUGAGCUGAAGAAAAUAGCUUUGGGAUGGUUGCUAAAAAUUGGGCUGCUUUUCACAACAUUUGGCGGGUUUUUAGAAAGUAUUUCUUCAAUCAGCUGUCAUUGUGCGCCGGAAAAGUACAGACUUACAGAUUUUAGUAAAAUACUUAUAUUUAUUGUUCAUCUAUGUUGAAAUGUAGAGAAUUUGGCGAACUUGACACCAAUCAGUGUUGGUUAAUCAACUGUUACUGAGAAAUACAUUGGUUAAUGUCGAUUGUAAACGACUCUAAUGGGGGUAAAAAAGUUCAACGAAGCCACACUGAGGUGUACUGGCUUAAAGCCCUUUACUUUUAAGCGUUGACAUGAUGUUGAGAGACAGCAUCAUGCUGAAGGGGGAUAAUACAAAGAAAUAUACACAAAGGAGUGGGAGGCUGAUCUGGAGCUAAAAUCGUGGAUAGCCCUUGUCCCAUGGGAUGACUCGAAAGCUCUCUGCAAGUCAUAAUUUAAAAGAACACGGCGCUGCAUUCUUGGUUCCAGGAGGGUUGAGUUUUGGGAUGUUUUUUAUUGAGGUGUGCGGGUUUUAUGUCGUGUUUGGUCUGGAAACUGUCAUAACUGGCAACCCUGAAGAAAAAGGAAGAGGAGGAAUCUUUCCAGUAAAAAUGUCUUCAGUUGAACCCCAGAGAGAGAAGAUCAACGAGCAGUUAACUCCUGCUGAAGAAACAUUCACUGAGUUCAAAGUAAUCAUCGUCAAGUCCGAGGAAGAGAUGGAUGGUCAGCGCAGACUUCCGGAUUUCAGCCGGAUCCCCUUAGAUCUCUCGCAAUAUUGUGUCUGUAAAGAGGAGGGGGUUUCCACUGACAUCAGCAACCAGGAGGGGAACUCCACUUUAGAUCAAGAGGAACCAGAACCUCUGCAGAUAAAACAGGAGCAAGAGGAACUAGAACAUCAACAGUUCAAAGAGGAAGAGGAGCAACUCUGCAUCAAUCCCUCGCAAUAUUGUGUCUGUAAAGAGGAGGGGGUUCCCACUAAAACCAUCAACCAGUAUAGGAACUCUACUUCAGAUCAAGAGGAACCAGAACCUCUGCAGAUAAAACAGGAGCAAGAGGAACUAGGACAUCAACAGUUCAAAGAGGAAGAGGAGCAACUUUGCAUCAAUCCCUCGCAAUAUUGUGUCUGUAAAGAGGAUGGGGUUCCCACUAAAACCAUCAACCAGUAUAGGAACUCCACUUCAGAUCAAGAGGAACCAGACCCUCUGCAGAUAAAACAGGAGCAAGAGGAACUAGGACAUCAACAGUUCAAAGAGGAAGAGGAGCAACUCUGCAUCAGUAAGGAUGAAGAGCAGCUUGUGCCAAAGCAGGAGACUGAUGACAUUUUGGCGAUUCCUUCUAUCCACAGUGAAUCAGAACCAAACAGGAACCAACUCAUCUCUCAGACCUCCCCUAAAGUUGAGAACCAGGAUCAGGAAGGAAGCAAUUCUGAAGACCCAGGAAAAAAGAGAAAGGAAAAGCAGAAACAAAGGAAGAGAUGCCAGAAAACCAAACAGCGGAAAGGAGCUGGUGACAGUUCAACACAAAAAACACACAAGAGAACUCACCCAGGCCAAAAUACAUAUUCCUGUAAAAUUUGUAAUAAAAUCUUUUCGCAAAACAGUCACCUGACUAGACACAUGAGAACUCACAUGUGUGAAAAGACUUUCACAUGUAUAACCUGUGGAAAAAGUUUCAGAAGCAGAAAUAGUUUAACUCAUCACUGGAGAAAUCACACAGAUAAGAAGCCUUACUCAUGUACGACUUGUGGAAAAAGUUGUAGAGAUAAAGAUGGUUUAACUCAACACAUGAGAACUCACACAGGUGAGAAGCCUUACUCAUGUGUGACCUGUGGAAAAAGUUACAGUGAAAGAACUGGUUUAAAUUAUCACAUGAGAACUCACACAGGUGAGAAGCCUUUCUCAUGUGUGACCUGUGGAAAAAGUUACAGACAAAAAGAUGGUUUAAAUCGUCACAUAAGAAGUCACACAGGUGAGAGGCCUUUCUCAUGUGUGACCUGUGGAAAAAAUUACCGUCAGCAAAACUGUUUAAUGGUUCACAUGAGAAUCCACACAGGUGAGAAGCCUUUCUCAUGUGUGACCUGUGAAAAAAGUUUUAGAAAAAGAUCUCAAUUAAAAAUUCACAUAAGAACUCACACAGGUGAGAAGCCUUUCUCAUGUGUAACCUGUGGAAAAAAAUACCGUCAGCAAAACUGUUUAAUUGUUCACAUGAGAACUCACACAGGUGAGAAGCCUUUCUCAUGUGUAACCUGUGAAAAAAGUUUCACCAGUAGAAGCAAUUUAAAUGUUCACAUGUCAACUCACACAGGUAAGACGAUAUAAUGUGGACUUGAUAUCAAGGUGCUCAAUAACUGUUUAGAAGGCAGAGUAAUUACAGCUGGAUCACAUUUUUUAAAUUUAGCAGCGUGGUUAAAAACGCAUUUGAAAGCAAAGUUCUUACUGAAAUACUUAAAGGACCUUAUUCUGUAAACUUCCCAUUUAAAAGCGAUUAUUUUUUUAGGUGAGAUAUUCAUUAAAACAUGUCUUAAUUAAAAUAGGUGUUAAUGGAUGGUUUUUUCAAGUGCGAUAUUUAUAGUGUGUCUUAGAGAAAUAAUGGGUUAAAAUACUUUCAGAUUUAUGCUGCAGCAACUUUUAGAGCUUUGAGAGUCUUUUGUGUAUGUUUAUGUUUUACUUUUUUGUUCAAUUAUUAAUUUUGGUCUGUGAAUACUGACAGGUUAAUGUAUGUACUGGUAGGCUAUAAAUGGAUUUCCCUUGAGUUUUCUGAAUUUCAAUCUAAACAUCACACAUUUUACCAUUAUUUUCUCUUAAUUUCUGAAUCAGGAAGGAAAGACUUGUAAUUAUAUGAUGGCAACAACACAAACAUAAGGUUUACCAAACCAUGACAAUACUGGAGAUGUUUUACAUAAAUCUUCUGUUUUUUUUUUUUUUUACCUAUAUAUCUUUCUUUUUAUCUAUUACACUGAUGUUUUGUUAAUGGUGGUUUAUUUUUUAGGAUAUCAGAAAAUGUAUGAUGGCAUGCUUGUAAACUCUGUUCUUCAAGUAAACAGAUUUUUAUUUCAAGG
This is a messenger RNA of Girardinichthys multiradiatus, 3172 nucleotides long. RefSeq names its product oocyte zinc finger protein XlCOF22-like. Gene Ontology annotation, molecular function: DNA-binding transcription factor activity, RNA polymerase II-specific; RNA polymerase II cis-regulatory region sequence-specific DNA binding. Bases 540 to 2432 code for a protein of 630 amino acids. NCBI's taxonomy places the organism in Eukaryota, Metazoa, Chordata, Actinopteri, Cyprinodontiformes, Goodeidae. Gene Ontology annotation, biological process: regulation of transcription by RNA polymerase II. The record is from RefSeq and is a predicted model, not a curated record. The transcript is spliced from 4 exons. Gene Ontology annotation, cellular component: nucleus.